This is a messenger RNA of Physcomitrium patens, 4234 nucleotides long. RefSeq lists its product as uncharacterized. Lineage: Eukaryota; Viridiplantae; Streptophyta; Bryopsida; Funariales; Funariaceae. Gene Ontology annotation, biological process: protein phosphorylation. The record is from RefSeq and is a predicted model, not a curated record. Gene Ontology annotation, molecular function: ATP binding; protein kinase activity.
AUUUGCAGCGCGCGCUGCGUUGCGUGGAACGAAGAUUCAGCAACUCCAUGAACCGCGGAGUUAUGCUGGUGUAAGCACCAAGUUUUCUUCGAUGUACGAGGACUCCCUAGUUCUCGGCAGUCGAGUCAUAAUGACGAGGUUGGUGACGUACGAGCAAGGACUGUGGCUCAAUGGGCUGUUUGCUCGGAUUUCGGACUUCGGAUGUUGCAGGAGCAGUGGAUCUGUCAAUGCCCGUCUUGUCUCGAAGCAAUCGUGAUGCCGCGGUUAUUGGUCUAUCGAAGUGUUUGGAGACAUUGUGAUUUGAAUUUCCAGUGAAUGUGAAGUGAGUGUGUGCUGAAUCCAUCUGGCGAGCAAUCGGAGCUUGGUGAGAGGAUUCAAAUGAAGUUCUGUGAGAGAAUGCGCAGCCCCUUGCAGUGUCACUGGACAAGGUGAACUCCGUACCCAACACCAUCACUGUAUGUGUUGAAGAGAAUGAAGCGGCGAGGUCGGCAUCUGGAAUAUUUAGGUUUGUCUCUGGUCUUCGAUUCUCACAGAUUCAAGGCAACACGUCAUCUCUUGUAGUUUUGACGAGCAAGACUCGACGCGGGCCGACAAUUUCUCAAUUUUGAGCCUUGAGAUGCUCCGAAAUGAAGAUGUCUCUACACCUGAAUGCCGUGGAUGAGUCUUGACGCAAGGACGUUUAUUCUUUGAUUCAUUUGCAGAUUUUGAAACCAAGCAACCUGAAACUAGCCACCAGAAGUUGCGGAACACUAAUUAAGUCACCAACCUAUUCAUGGGUAGAAUUGCGCUGUUUCAAAGUAGCUUCGUCUUCAUCAAUGGGAUUGCGUAGACAAGGGAUCAGGGCAAUGAGUUGCUACCUAUGGGUUUCGCUGGUAAUCUUCUCUGUGUUGAAUGACACUUCGACUGGGUAUGUCCAUCAGCAUUCGGAAUCUUACCUUGGAUUUAAGCUCCACAACCAGGGAUUUCGGGGGUGGUUUUUUUAUCAAAUGUGAUUGAAUCCACCGAGUAGUUGCACUCUCAGUGCCGAUUGGAAUCGAGGUAGUUGGAUUAAUCUGCAUCUUAGGCAAAGUUUUCAUUAUGAGUGUCGUGCUGACACUGUGGUCUUGCAUCCGAGGAAAUGUCAAGAGCCCAGGAGAUAUCUACCGACGAGCAUAGUUACUUCCGCAGUUUUCGCAGAUGUUCCCUGAUACCGCAAGUUUAGAGUGAGAGCAGUGAGAUACUAAAAGCCCUGCAUAGAUCGUCUGGGUCAGACACACAGGCCAUCGAAAAUGGUUCGCGCCUUUUUAAGCACGAGGUCUUACUUUGAGGCACCUGCAACGAGUCCUCCAGCUCCGACUGAUAGCUCAUUUGGAUAUGUAGUGAAGAAAAAACAAGACGGAGAGAAAAUCAAACCUCCGAAGGGUCCAAAAGCUUUUAUAGGAAAUCCUGCGCAAGCACCUUUUGAUGGAAAUAAUCCUGCUUUUCCUCCUGCUUGGACAGAUAGUCCUCCUGCUCCCCCCCCAGAUACAACAGCCCCUCCUGAUCCUGCAGGUCAACCCCCUCCAUUGCUGCCGCCAGAAUCAUCACCUCCGCCUAAUCCAUCUCCACCACCUCUUGAUCCAACCUCACCUCCUCCUGAUCCGUUUCAGCCCCCACCAUUUGUACCACCUCCUGUCGAAUCCCCUCCUCCGAUCUUGCCGCCCCCACCUCAACCAGCUCCAGUAGCUCCACCUCCCAUUAUUGUGACACCGCCACCCCAAGUCCCUCCGCCGGUACUUCCACCCCCUGCUCCGAGUACUGCCCCUCCUCCCUCCAUAUCCCCACCCCCUGCCAAUUCUCCGCCCCCAUGGUCACCACCUCCGGCUUCGCCACCACAAUCAUCGCCUCCACCUCCACCUCCACCUUCAGGAUCGCCUCCACCAUCCCGAGAAUCAUCUCCACCGCCACCUCCUGCAUCAGCACCUGCUCCGCCACCGACAGCAGUACCCCCAGCAUCGGCACCUCGAGGAUCGCCUCCAAUCUCUCUUGCUCCUGCUGUAAUUCCGAGAAUCACACAACCCGACUUUACCCCUCCACCUUCAACAAAUCAUUCUGGACCAUCCUCUGCACUACCGUCGCCACCAUCAAGUGGAGUCUCUAAUAAUUCAUUGGUUGUAGGUGGGGCUGCUGGGGGAAUUGCGGCCCUUGUCGUCAUAAUCUGUCUUCUGAUUUGUUGUUGCAGGAAGAGAAGGAGACACAUAAACCCGGAUGGAUUGUCGUUUAAAGGUUCUAGUGCUGCUAUGCCACUUACCAGUUCUCAAUAUAAAAGUGACGCUCCGGAUGCGUGGGGAAUUCAUUCGGGUAGUGUCAAUGGUUCGGACAUACCUCCGCCCCCAAAUGGAUCCGACAAAAUGGGCAACUCCAGGUCUUACUUCACAUACAGCGAAUUGCAGACUGCGACCGAUAAUUUCUCCAAGGACAACCUUCUCGGCGAGGGUGGGUUUGGCCGUGUGUAUAAAGGAACGUUGCCGAACGGGACAGUUGUGGCCGUGAAGCAGUUGAACCUGAGCGGAGGUCAGGGCGAGCGGGAGUUUCGAGCCGAAGUUGAGGUCAUCAGCAGGGUGCAUCAUCGCCAUUUGGUCUCGCUCGUUGGGUACUGCGUGUCGAAUCAACAGCGCCUACUUGUGUACGAGUUCGUGCCCAAUGGUACAUUGGAGAAUAACUUGCACAAUCCUGAUAUGCCUAUCAUGGACUGGAACACGAGGCUGAAAAUUGGUCUUGGAUGCGCACGAGGUCUUGCAUAUCUGCAUGAAGAUUGCCACCCUAAGAUCAUCCAUCGGGAUAUCAAGUCCUCCAAUAUUCUUCUCGACGAGAAAUUUGAAGCCCAGGUCGCAGAUUUUGGGUUGGCGAAGUUGUCCUCCGACACCAACACCCACGUAUCGACAAGAGUAAUGGGAACCUUCGGAUAUCUGGCCCCAGAGUAUGCCGCCAGCGGGAAGCUUACAGAUAGAUCAGAUGUCUUCUCCUACGGUGUGAUAUUGCUGGAAUUGGUAACUGGAAGGAGACCCAUAGACAUGAAUCAAGAGGCAGGGUUUGAGAGUUUAGUAGAAUGGGCAAGACCUGUGGUGAUGCGGAUUCUUGAAGAUGGCCACCUGGAGGACAUCGUGGACCCUAACCUGAAUGGCAACUACGACCCGGAUGAAAUGUUUCGUGUCAUUGAAACCGCAGCCGCAUGUGUGCGACAUUCAGCUUUGAAGCGUCCAAGGAUGGCACAGGUUGUACGCGCACUGGAGAGUGAUUCGGACCGAGCAGGACUUUACCAAGGUAUGCGACCGGGGCAGGGCUCGGACACCGAUUCCCAAUACGGCAGCGAGUCCCAAUAUGGCACCAACAGAUACGGAGGCGACAGUGGGCAAUUCGACUCAGGCGACCACAGCACAAACUCCGGGCUCCGGUCAUUCCACAAGCAGAACACCAAUGUGUCGCGGCAACAGAACAACCUCGGAGUCAUCCAAAGCGCGGAGCAUCCCCCCAUCCCCGAAGGCAGCGGCGAGUUUGAUCUCGGGAAUUCCUCAGGUCAAAUGUCGGUGCACGAUCUCAAGCCACCCGUACUCACGCAGCCCACCUUCCAAAGUGGCGAGUAUGAUCCCGACAAGGAAAGUUCGGACUUCCGGCCCACAAACAGGCCUCGCCCAUCCGUUCCUAACAAUGGAAUGAGCGGCUUCAUUGGGGCUCCGCCUCCGCCACCAGGUCGAUACAACCAGCCCUUAAGCUACAGCGGAGAGUAUGUGCCCAUCGGCAAAACGGUGCACUUCGCCGCCAGUGUAGAAGAAAAGAAGUAUUGAGUAACAUCCUUGCUUCUCUGUACAAUCUUACGACUGCAAAUGGGCCCCUAGAACCUUGAACGAUCGAUCUGUGGAGCUUGUUCCUUUGCAACACCACCACCACCAUCACCAUCACCAAUUAUACUUGAUGAAUAGCUCAUUCAAAGUAGACUUUGUAAGUUGGCCACGUGAAGGCCGGAAGAGAGUCUCUCUAGACUGUUCACCAGUUGUGCCUCAAGCUCGCUGGCUGCUAGCUAUUCCCCAGUGGUCAGAGUUUGAAGGCAGCAGGGAGGACAUAGUGAUAGUUCUUGAAGCAGCAGCAGCAGCCCAUCUAGCCAAAGAAGCUGAUCUCUGUGAUGAUAAUAUUCGUGCCCCUUGCAGAGGCAAUAAAAGGCGAUGGAGUCCCUGUUGGGCCUGUGCUUCCUCUCAUGUGCUUUGUGCCAUGGUUUUCA